AUGUCGUGGAGGGCUCUUUCGUCGAUUUCUACCGAUGUCACUGAGCGCGCGGCUGCGGUGGAGUGGGUGCACCGUGAGAAGGCACUCGACAAUAUGGCCCGAAACCGAUUAGCGGCGCGUUACGGUUCAAAUGAAUCCACUAAUAAAAGAAAUGAGAAGGAAUGCAACGGAAAAAGGAGCUGCAAGUGCCUAACAAAUGGGUGUGGUUGGACCUGCAACUCUUGCGGUAAGGUUAGUUAUGACGCCCGUCUUAUUUGCGGUUACUGUCUUGCCGUGUCCCCGUCUGUUAUGGCGUCUGUUGGUGCCAGUGUUGAUAAGAAAAAUGUCAGUGGAACCAGUGGAAUGCACGUCGUUCCUGUUCAUAAUUGCAGAGAUGACGGCAUAUCGCAUGAUUCCUCCAUUCGUGUUGUCCGUUUCCCUCAGAAUCGUUGCUACAGAAUAUUUGCCACUGAAGGUCAUGCACGCGGAAAUGAGUCUGCGAGUGCAGAAGUGGUUGACAGCGCUCCCGAUUCUCGUGAGGUGGUAGGGGAGGGAAGCGCCUCCAAGAGGAAAUAUGCUGUGGAAACCCACGAAAGCGGUGAAAAAAACGUUGGUUCGACGUUCGGUGGGAGGGUCGGAAAGCAUUUCUACAAGAAACCGUAUACUCACUUCAUUGCAUUACCCAUCGGAAAGGUAAAAGUGUUUGGCGAAAGGGCGGAGGCACUUUUGUGGGAGAUGAAACAGUGUUGUGUUGAUCCUGCAAACGGUGUAACGGAGGAGAUAUUUACUAGUGCACCACGCACGCAUUUAACCCUCCUCAUGUUAUCCCUUCCGACAUGUGAAGAUGUUGCACUGGCUGUAGAAUGUAUGCAGGUACUGCAAGACCAGAUCUAUGGGUGGAAGCAACAGCAACACCUACAUAAAGGUAAAGCAGGGCCUGAUGACAGUGUGGGAAUUCCCAUUCGCUUAGGUGGACUGCACGUGAUGACUAGCCGAGGUCAACAUGUGCAGAAGGCAAAUGUGUUGUAUAUGGGAUUGGCAGACGAGGAAUCCACCGCGACGGUUAGAGCAUUGCAGGACAUCGUUCACAGCAGUUUUGGGGAACUCAUAUGUGAUGACCCACGUGUGUCGGAGAGUAAGUUACUUCACGUCACGCUGAUGAACACGAAGUGGCGUACGGGUGAAGGGAAACAACAAAGCGGCGGAAAAAAUUUACCGUUUAAUGCAUCGGAGGUUCUACGGCGUUUUGCAAAUGUUUCGCUAUGUGAGAGCCCUGUAUUCAUUGAUAAAGUUGAGUUGUGCGCUCUAGGCUACGAUUCAGUGAACGAGUGUUACCCAUGCGAGGCCGUGGUUUACCUUUAG
Trypanosoma brucei brucei TREU927 is the source of this 1341-nucleotide messenger RNA. RefSeq lists its product as hypothetical. Gene Ontology annotation, biological process: regulation of DNA-templated transcription; DNA alkylation repair. Lineage: Eukaryota; Euglenozoa; Kinetoplastea; Trypanosomatida; Trypanosomatidae. The record is from RefSeq and is a predicted model, not a curated record. Bases 1 to 1341 code for a protein of 446 amino acids. Gene Ontology annotation, cellular component: nucleus. The transcript has a single exon.